UCAUUUAACCAUUUCCUUAGGAAAAAAAAAGGAGGUGAGGUGAGAAGAAGAUCUCAUCUGACCAAAAACCCACAAACAAAACAAAGACAGACAAAAGAGAGAGAGAGUGAGGAAGGUUGUGUCUGAAGCUAAUAGGAGUAUUUUACUUAUUGUUUGGUGGGUUUUUGCGGGACUAGACAACCCACCAGUUGUUGCGGCUCUUUGAAGAGAGAGAAAGAAAGAGAGAAAAGAAAAAGACUUUAGAGAGUGAGAGAGAGAGAGAGAGAGAGAGAGACAGAAAGAGAAAGAGAGAAAUAUUAGAGAGAGUAAGAUGGUGACUAAUAUGGAGAUGGGAUCUCAAACUCACCAGCAAAAUCACAACUUCCACCACUACUACUAACUCCAACCAUUUCCCCAUUCAUUUUUUUUUCAGGUACACCCAUCUCUUUCUUUUUUCAAUAGCCCCUCUUUAGAUUGAAUUCUGAGCAAACCCCAUUUGAAUUUCUCUGCUUACCUGUGUAGAUCUUCCACAUUUCCUUCAUUUUUGGUCAAAAUGGUGAUCUGGUAGGACUUCAAAUAUUGUUUCAGCAUACUGGUAGUCGUGUUUGUUGCAGGACUUCUUUUUGGUUCUUUUAAAACAGUUUGAUGGGUUCCAGAUUCCCAUCUCAUCAACUCAGCAAUGGCCUCUAUGUCUCAGGCCGGCCUGAGCAGCCAAAAGAAAGGACUCCAACAAUGAGUUCAACUGCCAUGCCCUAUACUGGUGGUGAUAUCAAGAAGUCAGGAGAACUAGGGAAAAUGUUUGAUAUCCCAAUGGAUGGCUCUAAAUCUAGGAAGUCUGGGCAGUUAACCAGUGCUCCUUCAAGGACUGGAUCUUUUGGAGGUGCUGCGACGCAUUCAGGACCCAUCACGGCAAAUUCAGCAGCUCGGGCUGGGUAUACAACAUCAGGUCCUGUAUCUUCAGGCAUGGUUGGUUCAGUUUCAAUGAAGAAAUCAAAUUCUGGGCCACUGAAUAAGCAUGGUGAACCUAUGAAGAAGUCAUCUGGUCCCCAAUCUGGUGGAGUGACACGCCAAAACUCUGGCCCUAUCCCAGUUCUUCCUACAACAGGUCUUAUUACUUCUGGGCCUAUUUCUUCUGGCCCACUAAAUUCAUCCGGGGCCCCAAGAAAGGUCUCUGGUCCUCUAGAUUCCAUGGGGUCAAUCAAAACACACGGUUCCUCUGUUGCUCACAACCCAGCUGUGACUACUCUGACCCAAGAUGAUGAAUAUUCCUUCAGAAGGAACUUCCCAAAGCCAAUAUUCUGGUCUGUGAUUCUGAUAUUUGUGAUGGGAUUUAUUGCUGGGGGUUUUAUUCUUGGAGCGGUCCACAAUCCCAUUCUGCUCAUUGUUGUGAUAAUUCUUUUCGGUUCAGUGGCUGCAUUAUUCAUUUGGAACUCAUGUUGGGGGAGAAGAGCUAUCACAGGUUUCAUUUCUCGUUAUCCUGAUGCUGAACUGAGAACUGCAAAAAAUGGGCAAUAUGUGAAGGUUUCUGGGGUUGUUACCUGUGGUAAUGUACCGCUUGAGUCAUCCUUCCGGAGAGUUCCUAGAUGCGUCUAUACAUCGACCAGUUUAUAUGAGUAUCGAGGAUGGGAUUCUAAGCCAGCCAAUUCUACACACCGUCGUUUUACAUGGGGACUUCGAUCAUCUGAGAGGCAUGUGGUCGACUUCUACAUCUCUGAUUUCCAGUCUGGGUUAAGAGCAUUGGUUAAGACAGGCUAUGGUGCAAGGGUGACUCCUUAUGUUGAUGACUCUGUUCUUAUUGAUGUUAACCCAGAAAACAAAGACAUGUCUCCUGAGUUUCUCCGCUGGUUGGCAGAGAGGAACCUUUCAAGUGAUGAUCGUGUAAUGCAAUUAAAAGAAGGGUACAUCAAAGAAGGUAGCACGGUUAGCGUGAUGGGUGUUGUUCAGAGAAAUGACAAUGUGCUUAUGAUUGUCCCUCCACCUGAUCCACUAACAACUGGAUGUCAAUGGGCACAAUGUAUCUUUCCAGCUAGCCUUGAGGGUAUUGUUUUGAGAUGUGAAGAUACAUCAAAAAUUGAUGUCAUACCUGUUUAGGACAUCACUCAUUCAGUCAUUUGUGAAAUAUCUUGUUCGUAAUAUCAGAAAUUGGUGAUGGUGGUGGUGUUUGUAGUAAAAAAGUGGUGGUAAGUAUGUUGAUUAAGAUGAUGUGAUUUUUAUCUUUUUCUUUUUUGUUUCCUUUAUUUUUUUCCCCACCUUUAGCUUGGUGUAUAGUUUUAAGGAGUUUUCAUUCCGUUAUUUUUCCUAGGGUUUGGAAGCUUUUGUAAUGGGCGUGUUGAUGUAAUGAGAAAAUUUACAGGUUUGAGCAGACUGCAGUUAUGUUGAAAAGGAAAGAAAAUGUUUGAUUCA
Quercus robur (English oak) is the source of this 2382-nucleotide messenger RNA. RefSeq lists its product as uncharacterized. The transcript has 5 exons. NCBI's taxonomy places the organism in Eukaryota, Viridiplantae, Streptophyta, Magnoliopsida, Fagales, Fagaceae. The record is from RefSeq and is a predicted model, not a curated record. The coding region runs from base 625 to 2070 and encodes 481 amino acids.